Molecule: messenger RNA, 1271 nt
Organism: Amaranthus tricolor (Joseph's coat)
Lineage: Eukaryota; Viridiplantae; Streptophyta; Magnoliopsida; Caryophyllales; Amaranthaceae
Product: L-ascorbate peroxidase 5, peroxisomal-like
Exons: 9
Coding region: 61-864 (267 amino acids)
Biological process (GO): hydrogen peroxide catabolic process; response to reactive oxygen species; cellular response to oxidative stress
Molecular function (GO): peroxidase activity; heme binding
Source: RefSeq, a predicted model, not a curated record
GUAUAUUAAUACUUGCACUUAAUUAUCAUAUUCAAAAAAAAAAAAAAAAGAGAAAAAAGCAUGGCCCAAGCUCAUCAUUAUUGGAGAAGAUCAGGCCAUUCAGCUGGUGACCACCACAUUUUGGAUGCAGAAUAUCUAAAACAAAUUGAGGCUGCACGUAAAGAUCUUCAUCAUCUUCUGCAAAUUAACAAGCCAUUUGCACCCAUUUUGCUUCGCUUAGCAUUCCAUGAUGCAGGUACUUAUGACGCCAAAAGAAAGACAGGAGGUCCUAAUGGAUCGAUUAGAAAUGAAUUGAACAACCCUCCCAACAAUGGUAUCAAAGUGGGGAUCGACUUUUGCGAGCAAGUGAAAGCAAAGCAUCCCAGGGUUACUUAUGCUGACCUUUAUCAGCUAGCUGGAGUAGUUGCUGUUGAAGUUACUGGAGGUCCUAUCAUCCACUUUGUUCCAGGUCGACAGGAUGCCCUUAAUCAACGAGAUAGAGGAGCCCUUCCAAACCCUAAUGAAGGUACCAGGCAUCUUAGAGAUAUAUUUUACCGAAUGGGCUUGAAUGAUAGGGAUAUUGUAGUUCUAUCUGGAGCUCACACUCUGGGGCGAGCACACAAGGAUAAAUCAGGUUUUGAUGGUCCUUUCACUCAUGAUCCUCUGAAAUUCGACAACUCUUAUUUUGUAGAGCUAAGGAAAGGAGACACCCCAGGACUGGUGAAAUUUCCCACAGACAAAGCUCUGUUGCAGGACCCUGUGUUUCGUCGUUAUGUUCAAAUCUAUGCUCAGGAUGAAAAGGCAUUCUUCGCUCAUUAUGCAGAAUCACACAAGAAGAUGUCAGAGCUUGGGUUUCACCCACCACCCUGUUCUAUUCAUCAUUAAAGAUCAAUCAGAUGAUGCAUGCAUGAGAAAUUCAAGAUGGUUUAAUUUGGAUUGAAAACAUGAAUAAUUGUAGUAAUUAUACUCUCUUUAUAGUUCAAAGUAUAGUGUGCCAAUAAUAAGCAAUUUACGCUUGAGUUCCGCAAUGGAUAGGUGUAAUCAUCACCUUCUUGCAUGCCUGUUUCUAUUUUGAUUUGAGACCUAUAAUAAUUUGUAUUUGGAUAUGCUAUCCAAGGAUUCAGAAUUCUUCAGAUUUGGAUUAUAAAGUGUUAUAUUAAAAUAAAUCAUCAAAUCAUGUGCGCUUCUUAUUUAUAUGAAGUUGCAGAUGAUGUUUGCUAUCAAGAGUCAAUCGUAAACGACCUCUUUGUUAUUACUAAUAAAGGUAAGGUUGUUGAGCAUUUAGAGUAUAU